UCUGGAAAACGCUGAUUAUUAUUAUUAUUAUUAUUACUCUGUUUCUUCAACAUCUGCAGUGUUUGUAUCUGAAAGGCUUUCCUUCUGUGACGUCACCGCGUCGGGCGGAGAAAGGAAACCGAAAAUGUCGCUUCAGGACGAAAAACGAAAACUAGACCAAUCUGGCGUCGCUUCCUCUCCGCCUAUUGGCUGGCGCGCCCGAGGGGGCGUGGCUAUGCCGGUGUUUAUAAUGAGCGCGGCUGAUCUGGAGAGCUGGACUCGAUCUUUCUUUCUUCCAUUGGAGGACGCAAAGCAGAAGACUGACCAUCACCUGCCUUCAUACAGGACACCGGUCACUCAGAGGUUAUUGAUUUAUUGAUCCAGUGAUGGAGCUGAUUGUGAAGCUUGUGAGCGGAGAGUGCCGCAGUGUGCGCGUGAGUGGAAAUGCCACGGUGGGCGAGCUGAAGCGGGCGGCUGCGCAGAGCUUCGAUGUGGCCACCUCAUGCGUGCGGCUCUCCACGGGCAACGGGCUGCGGGUGAGCCUGGAGAGCGAGCUCACUCCACUGAGCAGCUACGGCCUCAGCUCAGGCUCCACCGUCAUGCUGCUGCUGCUCGCACCUAUCCAGGUGUUCGUCAAAAACGAGAAGGGCCAGGUGAAAACCUACGACGUGACCGAGGAGGAGACGGUCAGCGAGCUGCAGAGGAAGGUCUACAACAAGGAGGGCACCCCCAUUGACCAGCAGAGGCUGAUCUUCGGCGGCAGGCAGCUCGAAGCCGGGAAGCUGAAGGAGUACGGCAUCGCCAACGGAAGCACCAUUCACCUGACCCUCCGUCUGCGGGGGGGCUAACGAGGCUAACAGACCUCCUUCGGGCCGUUUCAGUGCUCUUUAAACGAGCCCUCGUCGACUUGACUUCACUCUUACUGGACUCUUUUCCAUAACUUUGUUAGUAUAAGUUUAUUAAAUGAGGCCUUAGAAGGAACAAGUGAGCAUUAGCUUUAGCAUUAGCACAUUAGACUCACAAUCACUGACAUUUCUCUUUUCAAACCCCCAAAACGUGGAGAGCAAAAGCCACAGCAGCAAAAUAUUUCAAAAGGUUUCCUGUUUCAAAACUAUAACAUUGAACUGACUACGGUCGAACUGGCCAAUACAGCUUCAUUACUCUGCUAGCUUGCUUUGCUAGUUAGCAAGCUAAAAGCUACAAACAACAAAAGUAAAGGUAACUCAACACGGUUUUAAUUCAACACUUACAGACAGACAGUUAUUCACACAAUUUAUGUUCAAACGUCGGAAAAUCACGUCAGCAUUACAAAGUUUGCAUGGUUAGCUGGUUAGCACAGUGAGGCUAACCUAGCCGAGCACACUCAGGUUGAGUAAUCCCUUCCACCCCAAGCAGCCACUCGAGAAACGUAGGUGCAGUCGGGGAAUUGAAGUUGACGGUUGAUGAUUCAGCAUUAGUAGAUGUUCACUUGCGAGUGGUCAAAGUUGAAGUUGGCAUGUUAAGGAAAAAAAGUACUGAAAUGAACUGCAGUUUCACAGAGCAGCGUUCCUCCUGUUAGCCUUUUAGCUUAUAACUACUUUAUGUAGUCAGCCAAAGCUAAUGCUGAACAGUGUUGAGGCUGCACUUGUUUUUUUUCUGUCUGUUUUCACACUAAAAUGA
Colossoma macropomum (tambaqui) is the source of this 1638-nucleotide messenger RNA. Its product is annotated as polyubiquitin-like. Gene Ontology annotation, biological process: protein ubiquitination; modification-dependent protein catabolic process. Gene Ontology annotation, molecular function: protein tag activity; ubiquitin protein ligase binding. Gene Ontology annotation, cellular component: nucleus; cytoplasm. NCBI's taxonomy places the organism in Eukaryota, Metazoa, Chordata, Actinopteri, Characiformes, Serrasalmidae. The transcript is spliced from 2 exons. The record is from RefSeq and is a predicted model, not a curated record. Bases 366 to 827 code for a protein of 153 amino acids.